This is a messenger RNA of Trichobilharzia szidati, 3909 nucleotides long. The record is from the annotation of a GenBank genome assembly. NCBI's taxonomy places the organism in Eukaryota, Metazoa, Platyhelminthes, Trematoda, Strigeidida, Schistosomatidae.
GAUAUUCGCAGCCCGCGUUUAUAGUUUUGUAGCGGUGCUCCAAUGUGACCAACUGGUCCAUUGUGUAUUGUUAGAGUUCCCGUGAUUCUUUCCCUCCACAUAUGGAAUUUUCAGAAGAGGACCCUGACCUACUUAAUGAAGAGACAUUUGACUGUGCAGAGAUAGGUGACUGGGAGGGUGAACAUGAAUUAUUUGUCCAGAAUCUCAACGAAGACCCUCAGAGGUCGCCAACUGCAGAUGAGCUGCCGAAAUUUUGGAAAGAUUCUGAUGAUCUGUCGUUUUUAUGGCAGUCAGAUAGCUUGAGUUGUGGCACAGCUCCAGGCGACGAUGGUGGUGAAGGGGCUGUUGACGUUGAAGAAACUCUGAAGAAGCUGGUGUUGGACGAAGCUUUUGAAGAUCCGGCAAUUCUUGAUAUAUCCAGAAAAGUUUCGUAUCAAAAAUUCAAUGAAAAGUCAUUUCAGAAUCUAAGAAACGCUCCUGCCUACCCAACUGCCUCAACGAAUAUUUUUGAUGGUUCUCGAGAUAUCUGGAGCAUCGAUAGCUGUAACGACACAGGCCUCACACCAGAAAGCAGCUCCUUAUCGGAUCCCAGCUCUAAAAGUAUCGCUAGCAUUAUUCAGUCACUAGCUGCGUGUGCUCCGUCGAAUUCUUCUGAAGCUUUUGCACAAAAUAACUUAAUGCACAUGUCAAAUACAGAAUCUCAAGUUUUGGGUCCUGCCGCGACCGAAGGAACCAAGCUUUCUCACUCUCAGUCUAACUUUCUAACUGCGAAUUUUCCUGGUAGCCAGCAUAGCUCUAAGUCUCCCACCAUUACUGGUAGUCAGACAUAUCAACCACAAGUGAAUCAAAAUCGACCAGCUUACCGAACUGAAAUGGCUACAAAUUCUGCAUCUCCGGAAGUUUUGAAGGGACAAUCACCUCAUGAUCCCAGUGUGCUCCUAACGCUGCUAACACUUCGGUCUCUUUUUGCUAUCAUGCCCACUUCACAAUUGAGUCAUUCUCAAAUACAAAGUUUGUACAAUAUAGUAUUGACGAGUCAUCAACGUUUUCUUCAAAACCCACGUCCAACGUUUAUGGUCCCUUCUAAUCAACGCAAUCCUUUAUUCAUAUCCCCUGAAGUCUCUGGACCGCUGGGUUCAAACAUGCAAUCAAAUAUUUCGUCGUACCUUCGCUUUCCAGUGCAUUCUGUAAAUGUUGAUUCUAAGCAACCUGUCUGUCAACCGUCACCCAUUGCAUCUUCAAAACAGCCAACAGUACCAGUUGGUGUUAUUGGUGAAACUACCUCGGUGAAAGAUGUGGACCCCAACCGAGGUAGCUGGAUGACAGAUUAUGAGUCAAUCGGUGUACUACUAAUUCAACUGCGUCCAUUAAUGGUGUCUAAUCCUUAUGUUCAAGAUUACUAUUUCGCUUGUCGUUGGCUACGAAACAUGAAUGCAAUUCGAGCCAAACAAAUCGCUAACGGUCAGUUAGCUGCUACUUCUCCUCCAGCAUCAAUGCAGAUUCCUAUUCCCAUACCUCUAGAAAGUCUUAAUGAUUCUCAGUCGCCUUAUCAAAUAGCCUUGAAAAACAAAUUGGUUAUCCCUUUUUCUUCUGUGAAUAUUAAUCAAUCUCCCGACCAGACUGUGGAAGAAAACAAUAACAGCACAGAGAAAUCUCAUGAAAACAAUGAACCUCCUAAUCCGGAUUCCAGUAAUGCAUUAGGACGUCCAACAAGAUCAAAUGUGCAUCGACCACGUGUAGUAGCAGAGUUGUCACUAGUCUCCGCUCUCACAAAUGGUCCUGAACAAGCAACAGAAAAAUCUUCAAAUGAUAAACUACUUAAUGACUCCGGAUCGGACUUGAAUCAAUCCACAGCGUCAUCGUCUUCUGUUGUAUCUAGUCGUCGACGGCGUCUUCUCUUGGCUCAAAUCGAACGCAUGUUUUCAUUACUGUUAAUUCUGGAUGAAGUGGCUCUGUCUCUUGAAAGAGUCGUUGUACAAAAUGACACGCGUGCUCGUUUACUGGACUAUCGACGAGAAUUAGUUGAUCAGUUGGUCAGUGAAUUGUUCAAAUCACCUGGCAAAACAAGUAAAGAAAUCUGUGAAACACUACCUAAAAAUAAAUUAUUGCAUCUAACAGAAAGUUUGUUCACUAUUCAUAAAGGAAUGCGUUUAUGGUCAUUGACACUACAAUAUCUGCCUAAUAAUGUUAAAGAGGAUUUUCUGGCGGAAUUUAUCAAUGAUUUUAUACGCCUUGUUGAAUUGUGGCCAACAACAUUAGAUGAAGCUGCUGCAAUUUUUUAUCCAUCGUUACGUGAGGUUAUAUAUCAAAUGAGGAAUAUCAACGACUUUUUACAAUUAUGCUUUCCUGAUGCAUUAACAAGCAUUAACGCUGUUGCAGAUAACUCAGAAUUAACAAUUCCCAUAUCUGAUAACCUGAAAAGCCUUUUGGCGUGUAAACUCGGCCUCUCUUUGAUUUUCUGUUUACUCGAUGCAUGUGCUCGUGCCUCCAAUCCAACUGACCCAUCUCAUUUUAUUCAGUUUGGAGCAUACUUCAGCUAUGUGAAUUCAUUUGUUGAUCUCAGCAACCAAACUGAUGGUGAUGAUCGCCCACGUGUAAUGGAAUCUUUCCCACACUUGGCAUCAAUUCUCAUGUUGUACAUUAAGCCAUCAAGAUAUCAUUAUGUAGUCACUGAUGAGCAUUUGAAUGUAUUCUGUGAACUAGCGAAAGGGACUACUAAAUUAUUAACUAAUAGUAAUGGAAGUAAUAACGUAUUGUCAACUAAUAGUAUUAUGUCUAGUCGACCAAGUGAUUUCCAUCCUUAUACAAUGAAUAAUAAUAACAAUAAUAAUAGUGCCAAUUUGAAUAGCUAUAAUCAACAACAUAAAAUUAUUGAAAAUGAUCGGUCAAAAACAAGCGAUCUUCAGAAUUCUGGAAAGAUUUUAUUGUAAAUACCUCUGAAUAGAGAAUUAUGUGUUUAUCGAUAGCUGUGGGCUAAUUUACUCACCUAUUCCGAUAAUACCUAUUAAAUAUUAUCAAAGCGUUGGGAGAGGGGAACACGUACGCGCUCCAUCUACAUGAAUUCUGAGUUACUCAUGAUAUGUAAGAUUCGUCUGUAUCAAAUUUUUUAAUUAGCCUUCUUCUCCAUGUUCUAUUCCUCUCUCAAUCCCUCCCUCCCUCUGGAGCACACAAAAUCUUCGAAAAUGAUGUAUCUGUAUACUACUCACACAUUGUUUUGUUCAAUCACAGUAUAUAUCAUGUGAAACCUCUGCGGUCGGUCAAUUCACCACUGUCAUCUUUAUUCAUUAAUUGAAUCAUAUAAUGUCAGUCAUUAUAAUGGGACACUUAUUUGAUUUUUAAUGCCCACGAUUGUUCCAAAAAGAACGCUUUUUUGUAUUAUGUUCGUCUCAUUUUUUCCCCUACUUAUUCCAUGUAUUAUUGACAAACAGUGUCAUCAACUCUUAAUCUCCCCCUCCAUUUUAAACUGACCUGCUGCACCAUUUCAAAGUCCCCACUGCUAAUCACAUUUACUUUUUUUCUCUCUAGAGAAUACAGCCUAUUAUAUUCUCACACCUUCUAGAGUGGUUCAUUUCAUUCAUUCAAUUCUUCUUCUCUUGUUUUUUCUUUUACCUGCGGACACUUUUUCAGCUUUUGGUAUAUAUAUUCUCUUUCUCAACUUUUCAAUGCUUCUUGCCGUGUCCCCUUUAUCAUUAUCACCAUCACCACCAGCAUAGUUGUAAACAUUUCUUUUUUUUAACCCUACUUUUCCAACAACACCCAUACGUUGAGGUUUGUCCGUUUUAUUUUAUUAUAUUUCUUCUGUUGGGAUUUUGUAUUCGUGUUUGCAUGAUAUGCAUGCAUGUGCGAAGCGUACAAAUAUAAUGUGCGCGUUAAAAGCAAUCUUUCGCUGAUAGUGAGUUAUUUGCACGU